Molecule: messenger RNA, 847 nt
Organism: Caenorhabditis sp. 36 PRJEB53466
Lineage: Eukaryota; Metazoa; Nematoda; Chromadorea; Rhabditida; Rhabditidae
Source: the annotation of a GenBank genome assembly
AUGGCUGCGAUUAGAAAGAAGGUGAGUCGUGUAGUUUGAUGAUAAGCACGCUAUUUUUGGCGCGACAAAAUUGAUGUAUAAUAAGCGGUGUGAAAAUGGGAGAGAAAGCCUUCAAUUACCGACCAAAACAAUAAUUGCAGCUGGUGAUCGUCGGUGACGGAGCGUGCGGUAAAACGUGCCUGCUCAUCGUGUUCAGCAAGGAUCAGUUCCCAGACGUGUACGUGCCGACCGUCUUCGAGAACUAUGUGGCCGACAUUGAAGUCGACGGCAAACAGGUAAGAUUUGUAGCGUUUUGAGUCAAAAUCCUGCCAUUUCGCUGUUUCUAUGCCAAAUUUCACUAGAAAAACAACGAUGUUUACCACAAGUUUACAGGUCGAACUCGCGUUGUGGGAUACAGCCGGACAGGAGGACUACGACCGUCUCCGUCCGCUCUCCUACCCGGACACCGACGUUAUUCUCAUGUGCUUCUCGAUCGACUCGCCAGACUCGCUGGAGAACAUUCCGGAGAAGUGGACGCCAGAAGUGAGGCAUUUCUGCCCGAACGUGCCAAUCAUUUUGGUCGGCAAUAAGCGGGAUCUGCGCAGCGACCCACAGACGGUCAGAGAGCUCGCCAAGAUGAAGCAGGAGCCGGUGAAGCCGGAGCAGGGAAGAGCAAUCGCCGAGCAGAUUGGCGCGUUCGCCUACCUUGAGUGCUCCGCCAAGACCAAGGACGGCAUUCGUGAGGUAAUCAACGCAUUGAAAAAAGAGCUUCGAAUUUUAAAUCUCUGAUUUGCAGGUGUUCGAGAAGGCCACACAGGCAGCUCUUCAGCAGAAAAAGAAGAAGAAGAGCAAGUGCAUGAUUCUCUAG